Molecule: messenger RNA, 1389 nt
Organism: Saccharomycopsis crataegensis
Lineage: Eukaryota; Fungi; Ascomycota; Saccharomycetes; Ascoideales; Saccharomycopsidaceae
Product: NADH-quinone oxidoreductase subunit D
Exons: 1
Coding region: 1-1389 (462 amino acids)
Biological process (GO): mitochondrial electron transport, NADH to ubiquinone
Molecular function (GO): oxidoreductase activity, acting on NAD(P)H; NAD binding; quinone binding
Source: RefSeq, a predicted model, not a curated record
AUGCUCUCAUUUGCUCGUCGUUCGGUGUUAAAGCGUUCCACCGUCGCUACUACUUCAAGAUUCUUGAGUGGUGGCCAAUCUACAAAGUACGCUUUCAUUAAUCCUCCUGAAUCAGUUGAUAACUCUCUCGGGACUUACCAAUCGAUCAACAAGACCACAAUAACCGAAGAUUUCAACACCAUAAAUAGCGACUCUGAAGAUCUUAAGAAACACCAAAACACCAAGAUCAGACACUUCACCGUGAAUUUCGGGCCACAACAUCCUGCGGCCCACGGGGUGUUGAGAUUGAUUUUGGAAUUGCAAGGGGAAGAAAUUGUCAGAUCGGAUCCUCACGUCGGUUUGUUGCACAGAGGGACCGAGAAGUUGAUCGAAUCAAAGACUUAUAUGCAAGCUUUGCCAUACUUUGACCGGAUGGAUUAUUGUUCGAUGAUGACCAACGAAUUGAGUUUUGCCCUUGCCACGGAAAAAUUGUUGAACGUCGACGUGCCGCUUAGAGCCAAGUACAUUAGAACUUUGAUGGGGGAAAUCACCAGAGUGUUGAACCAUUGUAUGUCGAUUUUGUCGCACGCCAUGGAUGUCGGGGCAUUGACCCCGUUCCUUUGGGGUUUUGAAGAGCGUGAAAAAUUGAUGGAAUUUUACGAAAGAGUGUCGGGGGCCAGAAUGCACGCCGCGUACGUUAGACCGGGCGGGGUUUCCCAAGACUUGCCAGAAGGGUUAUUGGACGAUAUUUACAUGUGGGCGACCCAAUUUGGUGACAGAUUGGACGAAACCGAAGAAUUGUUGACCACCAACAGAAUCUGGAAACAAAGAUUGGUCGACGUUGGGGUGUUGACCGCGGAAGACGCGUUGAACUACGGGUGUACCGGGGUGAUGUUGAGAGGGUCAGGGAUUCCUUACGAUAUUAGAAAAAGUCAACCUUACGACGCGUAUGACUUGGUUGAUUUCGAUGUGCCGGUAGGUCUCAAUGGUGAUUCUUAUGACCGUUACUUGUGUAGAAUGGCGGAAUUCAGACAAUCUUUGAGAAUCAUUGAGCAAUGUAUAAACCAAAUGCCAGCGGGGCCAGUCAAGGUUGAAGAUUGGAAAGUGAGUCCUCCACCAAGAGACUUGAUGAAGGAGGAUAUGGAAGCGUUGAUCCACCACUUUUUGUUGUUCACCAAGGGGUACGCGGUUCCACAAGGUGACACUUAUACCGCGAUCGAGGCUCCAAAAGGUGAAUUGGGGGUGUAUCUUGUGAGUGAUGGUUCUGAAAGACCAUACAGAUGUCACAUUAGAGGUCCAGGGUUUGCCCAUUUGUCUGCCUUUGACCAUAUUGCCAGAGGUAAUUACUUGGCUGAUUGUGUGGCGAUCAUUGGUACCAUGGAUCUUGUGUUUGGUGAAGUUGAUCGUUGA